This is a messenger RNA of Triticum turgidum subsp. durum (durum wheat), 480 nucleotides long. The record is from the annotation of a GenBank genome assembly. NCBI's taxonomy places the organism in Eukaryota, Viridiplantae, Streptophyta, Magnoliopsida, Poales, Poaceae.
AUGGACUUUUCUGCCUCAGAAUUUGUUGGAACUUUCAACUAUGUUGUUGCUACGAUGGUGAUCGGGGUCGCUCCGGCGGCGGGGGAAGGAGGGAGGAUGUGCUGCGUCGAAUGCCGCACCACCACCACCCCCAUGUGGCGCAGCGGGCCGACGGGGCCGAGGACGCUUUGCAACGCGUGCGGUAUCCGAUACAGGAAGAAGAGGAGGCAAGAGCUAGGUCUCGACAACAAGCCACAGAACCAGCAGUUAAACCAACAACAACAACACCAACAACAGCAGCAGCAGCAGCAGCAACAACAACGAGAAGAUCACGGAGAGGCAACAAGUGCAGUAAAAGACAGCAGCAGCAGUAGCAACAACAAAAGCAGUAACCUCCAAGUGGUGAAGAAGAAAAGGACGGUCUCAAUGGGGGUGGAGGAGGCUGCAUUCUUGCUCAUGGCCUUGUCCUCCUCAUCUACACCCCCACUACUACAUGGCUGA